Messenger RNA from Coprinopsis cinerea okayama7#130, 1201 nucleotides. RefSeq lists its product as hypothetical. The coding region runs from base 8 to 1108 and encodes 366 amino acids. The transcript has 3 exons. NCBI's taxonomy places the organism in Eukaryota, Fungi, Basidiomycota, Agaricomycetes, Agaricales, Psathyrellaceae. The record is from RefSeq and is a predicted model, not a curated record.
CUCGAGGAUGCCAGGCUUUGGGUUAGUAUCCUGGACGACGGCAGCACUGUCGCUGCUGUCUUCAAAGCUCGUGCAUCCAGUGUACUUUCCAUAUCCCUGGGCACCAGUUCUCCAUGCAGCCAGGAUCUCUCUCGUAUUCCAGACCCUCAGUCGACGGGACAACGCCAACUGGAGGCGACUCCUGUGGGGACCAUACAUCUUUGGAUACCUGGUAGCAUGCUGGGGAGGGGGGGUCCUUUCACACCUGGCUAUGGGCCUGCCACCACCCCAGUUCUAUUCGUUCCACCCUUGGGUGAACUAUAUCACCGUUCACUUGGUCCUCACUGCUUUCUUCAACUUCUAUCCUAAUCUGCUGGUUCCCAAGAUUUACGACACUUUGUUGUUCCCGCUGGACGGUCUCCUUCGUGCACAUUCCGUUGUUUCGGCAGUAUCACUAUUCGCGUCGCCAUCCAUCUCCAACCCAUUAUCUGCCUUAUCGCAACCCAGCCCCUUCAAAAACAUGGACACGGCAUUUGGCCAUAUCGUUCUGGGCAUUCUCGCAUCCGCAGCCGGUGGCAUAACCCUAAACACUCUCUCGCUAUGGUCCGAGGAAUGGAGAUUCGCGACCCCGCCUAUCUUGAAGGCCAGUCUUUGGGGGAGUGCGGACGUCUGGGGUGGUGCUCUUGCUGCAAUUGUCUACUCCUCCUCAAUCCACUCCAGCGCAUUCCAAAUUCCAUCCCUCGACAGUCUCACGGCCGCCCACUUCCCACUCACUGUCAUCCCCAAGUUCAUCCUCCGAAUCUUCUUCAAGCCCAGUGUAGGAGGCUUUGGAGCAGGUCUAAACCAGGUCUCGCGGUUCUCCAUCCCAUUCAUCUAUAGUCUCUUUGGGCUGGCGAACACGAAGACAUCGUUUGUAGAGGCUGAUUCAGAGAAGCCUCCUACUCAACAAACGACCGCAGUCCCGAUGGGCCAGGUGGAGGCGAAGGCACUUGCUGCUAUCAUUUUGAUCACUAUUUUCGGUGCGCGUGUGUUGGCUACACAUUGGCUUACUUCGCCUCCAAAAGCAGGCCGAGGAAACAAGUCCAAAAAGGCCGUAACAGAGGUUUCUAAAGAAGCGAAGAGGAAGUGAUCAGGGCUGGUCUCGUGGUUGCCAGAACUGUGCUGUAUAUCAUUUGGAUGUAUCUUCCGCUUGACAUGUAUUAAUUCACGCUUUCUGUGGACA